Ctenocephalides felis (cat flea) is the source of this 2324-nucleotide messenger RNA. RefSeq lists its product as uncharacterized. The transcript has 7 exons. Bases 703 to 2052 code for a protein of 449 amino acids. NCBI's taxonomy places the organism in Eukaryota, Metazoa, Arthropoda, Insecta, Siphonaptera, Pulicidae. The record is from RefSeq and is a predicted model, not a curated record.
AGACGACUCCUACACCGAAGACAUAUCCCGUGGUCGCAAAUUUAUGAACUUAUCGAUAUGCAUGUAUAUAAAUUCAUUCAUAUCGACAUACACGGUUUUCUACGCACUUUUGAUCUCUAUAGAAUUGAGCGAUGUUCGAAAUUCCCAACAAAAUGUCGAUCAGCAGCAUUUUCGAUUUUUUGACGUCAAAUUCUGGGACAGCGACCUCAUGUUCGUCCCUGUGGUGUAUAACUUGUUCUGGAUCAUUGCAGGGCCAUGGAGUGAUGUGAUCCUGAAAUUGCUCCCAGACAAACCCCGGAUUAUUUCAAUUGUGCGAAUUUGUUGUUCGUCGCCGGAAUUGUGAGUUCUUUGUUGCUGAUUUUUGAGAAAAAACAAGAAGAUAACCAGAAGUCUCAGGAGACAAAUAGUGGUGAUGCUUUGGAGCAUUUUGCUAGGAUCUUUGUUGAUAAUUUUACUGCAAGCAAAAUUUUACCAGGACUUUUAUCAGGUUUUGGUGCCUGUCUCCUCCGCAAACAAUCGCUCUUCAUCCUUCAAAAAUACUUCAACGACAGCUUCCAUUCCAUCGAGAUCUAUCUAAAAUGCACCUUCUACUUGGGCUCGAUCCUGAUAUCGAUUUUCCUGAUUAUUUUUAUCGAAACCGAUUUCCUGGCGACUGUCGUAACAUAUGUGCUUCUGGCAUUGUGCACUAAUUGUAUUAUUUUGAUGUUCUAUAAAAAUCCCACAUACGAUAAGGCUAUGGUGGUGAGCAAGUAUGAGAUCUUGGAUAACGAUAAUGAGGAUUUGGAUGUUUAUAAUAAGGUUGAGGAGAUUGAAAAAAGGUUCAAGGAGAAGACAAGUAGAGAUAAACAAGAUAGUUGCAAGAAGCAUGAAGCACCUACAAAUACAAUCCAACAAACAAAGUACGUCAAAACAAUUGGUGAAUCGUCCAAGCAAGUUUACGGGGACACCAGUUACGCCAAGCAAGACGUCCCAGCAAAUCCUUUCGAUGAACCAGAACCCGAAACAAGUACCAAUCCUUUCGACGAAGCCGACAAGGACCCCAACAAUCCUUUCAAUGAACCAGAUGAUGUUUACGUUAUAGAAAAUGAGACCACAACAAAUCAAACUGGUGACCAAGUGAUUUACGAGUACGGAAAGACAAAAAUCGAAGAAGUGCCAUCAAAAGUUGGCAAUGACAAAAGUGGUGAUAGGGCCAAGUUUAUUGCAGAGACUGUUAACAAUUUAACAAGUGCUGAUAGUACCAAAAAACCUGUAGACAAGAAGUUGAAGAUUGUAGACAAUACUGCAAGAAGUAGAUUGAUGGCGACGUUUUCUGGAGUUGCCAGUACCAGCCAAAGAAAUGGUAGCAUCACAGAACCUCAGCCAAUUUAUUCAGAAAAUCAAUUGGAAUUCAACAGCCGUCAAAAUCGACCAAGGAACCAAAAAUGCUGCUCCAAGUUCUGCGAAGAGUUCACAGUCUUCAAGAAACCAUCCUUCUACCCAAGUCUGGUAUUAUAUCUGUACCAGCGUCUGAUGCCCUUAUUUUUCUGGAUUUUGCUGCCAUCGAUUCUGCUAAGGGCUGGACUACCGAUAGUCCUUUGCAUCACUUUUUAUCUGGCAGCCUCCAUAAUCGGGAUGAGUGGCAAUGUACUGAUUUCGAAGUUGUCCAAAAUGUCUGCAAAUAUGAGGCUGGUUUAUUUGUCUGUGUUUUGCAUGUUGGCAUCGAUGGCACUUUACGAAGUGACAAAAGUCUACAACACCAUGACCAUCCUGGUCAUAACUUUAAUAGCAAGUUUCUGCAUAUCUUGCUCCACCAGUUUAAGUCGAGCUGCCAUAAACGACUACUUGGAAAUCCAGGAUCUGAACAAAUCCAGGACGAUCCUGACCACGAUCUACGCCUUGUGCCUGGUUUUUGCAACUUUUGGACACAACAAUUAUAUAGAUUCUUAUUACAGAGUGGCAUCGUUUGUAAAUAUUUCUAUAGGAAUGCUUUAUGGUAGUUUUGUGAUGUUUCGAAUUUGGUUCAAGUUUAACAAACAUCCUAGCAGCCAAUUGACUAUUAGUCGAACAUAGUAAUAACAGAUAAUUAUAAUUGAUAAAUGUAUUAGUUGGGCAGCAACUGAGUAAAAUAGAUGAUAUGAAUGCAAAAAUGAAUAGGUACAGUGGUAUCCCAAAUUACAUGUACCUGUUAUACAAAUGUUUUGAGAUUCAAGUUGCCAAAGGAGCGAUUUGUUGCUUCGAUAUGCGAGUAAAAUUUGAGAUACGAGCUUUGAGCAAGUAAGAGUAGUCUAGAAAAAAGUUAAUGACUGUUAAUGAAAAGUUAAUAUGAAAAAUUUCGUCAAUUG